This is a messenger RNA of Funneliformis geosporum, 420 nucleotides long. NCBI's taxonomy places the organism in Eukaryota, Fungi, Glomeromycota, Glomeromycetes, Glomerales, Glomeraceae. The record is from the annotation of a GenBank genome assembly.
AUGUUAAUUAAAAACAAUGUAGAAAGGAUAUCCAUAUUUCCUAAUAAAUCUCUUCAAAAAUAUACAGAAAUGAUUCUUAAACAGAUUGAAUCUAUAGAAAAAAAGUCUUUUCCAAAAAACGAAAUCAUGUCCAUUAAGGAAGAAGUUUCAAAGAAAACCAAUACCUUGUUAAUAGUUUAUCAUGAAACUGACGAGAUAAAAGAAAGGAAAAGGAUUGGAUUAGGAGAAAAGUUAUUAAAGAGUGCAUUGGAAAAGAUGAAUGUACCAAAGAGAAGCAAAGCUGAUUUACAUGUUGACAUUGAAAGGGAGGCUGCAAUUAAUUUAUACAAAAAAAUUGGUUUUAAGGCGAUUAAAAGAGUUGUAAAUUAUUAUGAAUUUGGAAGAGAUGCUUGGUUAAUGGAAUUUCGUGAAGACGAAUAA